AUGCCAAAAACGAUAGCUUCAGUUUUCAUUCCAUAUCUCGCUCGAGCAUCUGCCCGUUUUUCCUCUAGUUUUCGCACCCAUCCAUUUCACUGUUGGUUCGUUGAUCAGAAGUGUGUCAAAAGAUGGGGAGCAGCCGAUUGUACUUCUUGCGAAGAGGAUCUCAGUUCUUUCGUUGUCAAUGUGGCCACUUUUCCUGACAAAUUGCCCAGCGAAAAGUCGGCGCCAGUGAUCUUUAACUACAAGACACGUCCUGACGGAUGCAUGAUCGCGUCGUCUGUGUGCAAUCCGGAUGCCUCCCCAAAACUGGCGACCCUUUUCGCAAUCGCCAAGAGUGUUCUGACAGCCGUCAGCGAUUUAAACACAGCCGUUUUCUUUGGCGGCCAAACGCAAGGGCCGGCGAGGACUACAAAAACCGAGUUCCGAUGCGAAAAGGGAGUGUGGUAUAGUGUGGUAAAGGCAAAUCCAAAAAAGAGGCUACCGGUGGGAUCAAUUAUAUGUGUUACUGAGGUUAACAGUUCGGGAAAA
Molecule: messenger RNA, 525 nt
Organism: Mesorhabditis belari
Lineage: Eukaryota; Metazoa; Nematoda; Chromadorea; Rhabditida; Rhabditidae
Source: the annotation of a GenBank genome assembly